GAAAAGUCACCGCAUAUUUUUGAAUUUUAAUGUCAAGUAAAAUAGCGACUUUAGCUUUCCGGACUGAAGCCAAAAAAUUCUUAACCGUUUUACGUAAUCCGUUAGCUUAUAACAGAAAUAAAAAUUGGUUCAGUGGAACUUCUAAAGUACCGUUAGGAAAGCAAAGCAGAAACGUCCCUGGUUCAGUCCCCUUCAAAAACCGUCGCACCAAUCUCCUGCGCUUACCGCAAUCGGUUGCUGUGUCAGUGGGGCGAAGUCAACAUUAUUGUAGUGAGUGGUUAAGUUCUAUCAGUUAUAGUAAGAGACGUUUCUCAGUUCAGAAAACAUCGAAAAAUAUGCCUGAAGGAAAACCUUUUGAAAGGUUGCCGCAAAAUGUUAAACCUAAACACUACCGCCUGUCCCUCGUGCCAGAUCUUGCAGCCCUGACUUUUCAAGGAAAUGUAUCUAUAGAAAUUGAGGUUGUUAGCAACACUGAUACAGUUGUACUUAAUGCAUUAGACUUAAAAUUAAACGAGGUUACUUUAAAAGGAGAUAAAUCUUUAAAACCUGGUCAAGUAGAAUUAUGUGCGGAAGAAGAAAUUGCGACGUUAAAAUUUCCCUCUUUAGUGACCCCAGGCUCCUACAUUUUAGAUAUAGCAUUUACAGGUGAAAUUAAUGACAAAAUGAAAGGGCUGUACAGAAGUAAAUAUGUAAACCAAAAAGGAGAAGAAACAUACGCAGCGGUAACCCAAUUCGAAUCGACAGAUGCUCGUCGUUGUUUCCCAUGUUGGGACGAGCCUGCGCAUAAAGCCACAUUUGACAUAAGCCUUACUGUACCUAAGAACUUAGUUGCCUUAUCAAAUAUGCCAGUCAAAAACAGUCAACCUGAAGGUGAUCUCAUUAAAUACGACUUCGAAAAAACCCCCAUUAUGUCAACGUACUUAGUAGCAGCCGUUAUUGGAGAAUACGAUUAUGUUGAAGACAAGUCUAGUGACGGUGUACUCGUUAGAGUGUAUACUCCAAAAGGAAAAAAAGAACAAGGACUGUUCGCUCUUGAAGUAGCCACCAAAGUAUUGCCUUAUUACAAAGAGUAUUUUAAUAUUGCUUAUCCACUACCUAAGAUUGAUUUGAUCGCUAUUGCGGACUUCAGCGCUGGUGCUAUGGAAAAUUGGGGCCUUGUGACUUACAGAGAAACCUGCCUUCUCGUAGAUCCUAAAAACACUUCGGCUGUUAGCAAACAGUGGAUUGCGCUGGUCGUGGGUCACGAACUUGCACAUCAGUGGUUCGGAAAUCUCGUGACUAUGGAGUGGUGGACCCAUCUUUGGUUAAAUGAGGGCUACGCUUCAUUUGUAGAAUUUCUCUGCGUCAACUACCUCUUCCCUGAGUAUGAUAUCUGGACUCAAUUUGUUAAUGAUUCGUAUAUAAAAGCUCUAGAAUUAGACAGUUUGAAAAAUUCUCAUCCCAUCGAAGUACCUGUUGGAAACCCUUCCGAAAUUGAUGAAAUAUUCGAUGAUAUUAGCUACAACAAAGGAGCUUCUGUUAUACGUAUGUUGCAUCAUUAUAUCGGAGAUGAGGAUUUCAGGAAAGGAAUGCAUUUGUACUUAACCAGACAUCAGUACAAAAAUACUUUCACAGAAGACUUGUGGGCUGCUUUAGAAGAAGCCAGUCAAAAGCCAGUUGGGGACGUUAUGUCUUUUUGGAUCAAACAAAAAGGAUUUCCCGUUGUUAAAGUUACACAGCAACCGGCAGGUGACGGUGGUGGUGUUAAACUAGCACUCUCGCAAUCUAAAUUCACCGCAGAUGGAUCAAGUCCAGCGGAUGAAGAUUAUCUGUGGAUGAUACCAAUUUCCAUAUCUACCUCUAAACAACCUUCCAAAGAAGUAGUUUGCAUUGUUCUCACUACGAGAACGGCAGAAAUCGUUGUACCUGAUGUUGGAAAAUCUGAUUGGAUUAAGAUUAAUCCAGGAACUAUUGGGUUCUAUCGAACCCAAUACACCCCAGAAAUGUUGGAGAAGUUUAUACCUGCUAUUAGGGAUAGAUCUCUUCCGCCAUUGGAUAGGUUAGGUUUAUUAGACGACUUAUUUGCUAUGGUUAAAGCCGGACACACAAGUACUGUUGAAGUUCUAAAGCUUCUUAACGCUUACGAAGACGAACCUGAUUACAACGUUUGGUGUUCAAUUGUAAAUAUUCUCGGACGCUUAGGACAACUCUUGGGUCAUACAGAUUAUGAAGCAGACUACAACAAGUACCAAAAGAGACUAUUGAGCAAAGUGUAUAGCAGAUUGGGAUGGACAGUAAAAGCAGGUGAAACACAUCUCGAUACCCUAUUAAGAGGAUUAGUAUUAGGUCGAUUGGCGUGGUUAGAUCACGAACAUACCAUAUCUGAGGCCAAGAACAGAUUUGAUACCCACGUCAAAUCUGAACAAGUACUACCUGCCGACCUAAGAAGCGCUUGUUAUAAAACAAUUUUGAGAGCUGGUGGCCAAGCGGAAUACGACACUUUAUUGCAGUUGUAUAGGUCUAGUGAUCUCCACGAAGAAAAGGAUAGAAUUAGCAGAGCGUUUGGAGCUACCAAAGAUCCAAACUUGUUAAAGAAAGUUCUGGAAUUUGCUAUGUCGGAUGAAGUAAGAUCUCAAGACACAGUAUUUGUUAUAGCUUCGGUGGGAUUAAGCAGUACUGGAAGAGAUAUCGCUUGGCAAUUCUUUAAAGACAACUGGCCCCAAAUCAGGGAACGAUUCAGCGGUUAUCUUCUUACAAGAUUAGUCAAGUAUCUGACAGAGAAUUUUGCCAGUGACGAAAGAGCCAAAGAAGUUGAAGCUUUCUUCGCCGAACACAAACCCCCAGGUACAGAAAGAACUGUACAGCAGUCUAUUGAGACAAUUAAUUUGAACACAACUUGGCUAAACAGAGACUCGGCUGCCAUUAAAGAGUACCUCAGUACUAUAUAAUUUACCUUGCAACUUUAAAAUAUUUUUGUUUUUGUUUGUUAAAUAUGGAACAUAUGCCAGUGACUGUACCUAUGAUUUGUUAUUAAAUAAAAGUUUUUGUAAUUAGC
Molecule: messenger RNA, 3034 nt
Organism: Diabrotica balteata
Lineage: Eukaryota; Metazoa; Arthropoda; Insecta; Coleoptera; Chrysomelidae
Source: the annotation of a GenBank genome assembly